AUGGACGUAUUCAGAGUUCGCCUGAAUUGCAUGGAUCACUACCAGGCAACUCCAACAAAAUAUGAUCCCCAGCUUCGCAACGAUGUCCGCCCAUCCCAACGAAAGCAGCAGCCCAAGGUACCGGUCGUCCGCAUUUUCGGAUCGACAGAGACCGGCCAGAAAGUCUGCGCCCAUGUCCACGGGGCAUUUCCAUACUUGUACAUAGAGUACCCUGGGGAUCUCGACCCUGAGGAAGUUUCUGCAUACAUCUAUCGACUGCACCUCUCAAUCGACCAUGCUUUGGCAGUUAGCUAUCGUCGCAACGUGUACGAUGCAAAAAGCAAGUUCGUGGCCAGGAUCACCCUGGUCAAGGGCAUUCCCUUCUAUGGCAUGCAUGUCGGCUACAAGUUCUAUCUCAAGAUCUACAUGCUCAAUCCAUUGGUCAUGACCCGACUGUCGGAGCUGCUCCUGCAGGGUGUCAUCAUGAAGCAGAGGUUCCAACCACACGAGGCUCAUCUCCAGUAUCUUCUUCAAUUCAUGACCGACUACAACCUGUUCGGCUGCGCAUAUCUCGACGCCAAGAAAACAUGCUUUCGAGCCCCAGUCCCCCACCAUAAGGAUGGCGAAGAGUCUCUGCACUUGUGGCACAGCCAGUCUGUACCAAAAAGGCACAUCACAGAUGACGCGGAUCUCCCCAGAGUCAGUCAUUGUUCCAUCGAGGUGGACAUUUGUGUCCAGGAUAUUCUCAACCGCCUUGAGGUGCACGAGAGGCGUAUACAUCAUGAUUUUAUUGAGCGCAAAGACCCGAUCCCAGCCGAUAUGAAGCUUGUGCACAGCAUGGCCGGCUUGUGGAAGGAUGAGACGAAGAGGCGGAAACGGAGAAUGCGGAAUCCUGAUCCCGGCAGUAGUCCAUUCCCACCCGAAGUCCUGGUGUCGAUGUCGGCUGAUCCGCGAAAUUCGCAGCCGCCGGGCUGGCUUCACGAGGAGGAAUACAGAGAAAACAUCCGGGCCUUGAUCGAGCAGGAAAUACAGCACGGCGAUCCGACAGUGACCGUAGACACUUUCGUGAAGGAGCACCCUUUCGCGCACACCGUCAAGACAGCUCUGCAGUCUGUCGAGGACUUGUAUCCGGAGAAUCUCCUCCUCAGCCUCCGACUGUCACAAGCGCUAGCGGAGGAAGAUGCCGACCCAAACAACAGCAUUGUGGUUGACGAAGAUCGGAUCGCUGACGCCGAUGAUGGUGCGGACUUGUUCCCGGAUGACUCUGAUGAGGAGCUUCUUCAAGCUAUGCAGGGUAUACGAGACAGCGUACAGGCCGCUCCCAAUAACUCUGACUCCAUCCAGACUGGGCCUCGUGCUUCAGUCCCUGGAAAGGGGAAAAAGUCAAUGAGUGACAGUGGUAGCGGACCUUCUAGUGGUGAACACGUCACCUCCAUCACUUCUGCAGACGCCUCCGCAGAGACCUCAUCUCCAGACUCGUUGCCAGAGGGCAUAUAUCCAAGUGCUCUAGUCACCGGUAUGCGGCACAAAAUUGGCAUGCCGGAUAUGCUCAUGUCCGUUGCUGAAGAGCACGGGCUUGUGAGCAAGGUUCCUCGGCAGCCAGCGGGCGGGAGCAACAGGCUGACUCUCAAGCGAACGACAUCGGCAGUGGGAGAAGAAGAGGAACCCAAGCGCCGACGAGUUGGGUUUUUAUUGGAGCCAGAAGAAGACGCUGGUGUCAAGGCACUUGAAGAUGUGACGUCGCCUGUCAUACUCGAAGAGAGUGGCAGACACGUGCAGAAACCACGCUCCACGAACAAAGCCGAAGUGCCCAAGAAGCCUGGCACCCAGACUUUGAAUUUCCCAGUUGUGAAGGACCCGAACGACCCAAGUACCAAACUCCGUUUGAGUCAGCAGAGCAGUUCCCAGCAAAGCCAGAAAGGCGACGAUUUGCAGAAGCUUGUUUCCUCGCAGUCAGAGCAUGCAAGUCAUGUCAUGACACUCGUCCAUGGCAGCGGCAAGAAAGAGUCUAUCAGUUCUUCCGAUAACACCGUGAAGGCUGCUCAGCCUACCCAACUUGUUGAUGUCGGGUGUGCACCCCGACUUGACGCCCGAUUCUUUGUAUUUGGCCAGCCAGUGCCGUCCAAGGCGGAGGUCUUGCGGACGCUCAAUUCGACUGGCAAACCCGAUGUCAUUUACCAGGAUGCCUAUUACAGCAAGGCUAAGGAUGUUCCUCCUCGACUUCGAGAAUAUGCUGGCAAGGAAUUCCGCCUCGAGGGCAACACAGUUCCAUUCCUGCCCGAUUUCGACGCGACUGGCGACUCACCUGCGUCCUUCGGACAAAAAUCCGAAACACCUCUGGAUGUCCGCCUCGAUAGCGACACCAAGUCCUACGAAAAAUCGAAGCGUCUAUGCACUCUGCGAAGCUGGGAAAUUGCCGAACCCCCACCUACCGCUGGCGAGGUGCGGGUAUGGUGUGAAGCACGGCAGAAGGCUUCUGCCCCUUCAACGACACCGAUCAUCUCCAUUCAGGACCCGGACCUGAAGCCAUAUCUUUCGCAAAUCGAAGGCCCAACACCAAAGAACAAGAACGGCUUCAAGUACUCCCAGAAGGUCUCAUCAACCAGCGUCCAGCACGAAGCGCAAUACAUGAGCACGAUGAGCCUGGAAAUCCAUGUCAACACGCGAGGCAAGCUCGUGCCUAAUCCAGAAGAGGAUGAGGUGCGAUGCAUUUUCUGGUGCACGAAAUCUGACGAGACCUUUGCCACAAGUGAUCACGCGUCCCUCGCACUGAAGUCGGGCAUCAUUGUGCUUUCCGAGGACGGCAGCUUGGCAAGGAGGAUGCAGAAAGAGACGCCAAUGGAAGUCCUGGAAGAGUCAUCAGAGCUCGACUUGAUGGUGCGCAUGGUCGAGAUUGUGAGGACUCACGACCCGGACAUUUUGACUGGCUAUGAGGUCCACGGAAGCUCCUGGGGCUAUCUGAUCGAACGAGCUCGACUCAAAUAUGAUUAUAACCUCUGUGACGAGUUCUCCAGAAUGAAGAGCCAGUCCUUCGGGAGAUUUGGAAAGGAGGCCGACCGCUGGGGCUUCAAUACUACUUCGACGAUCCGUGUCACCGGACGGCACGUGAUUAAUAUCUGGCGAGCCAUGAGAGGGGAGCUGAACCUGCUCCAAUAUACCAUGGAGAAUAUGGCCUGGCACGUGUUACAUAAACGCAUCCCGCACUAUCCAUGGCGAACCCUCACGGACUGGUACCUCGGAGGCAGGUACCGAGACAUGAGUAAGCUGCUCCGGUACUACUCGACACGAGUCAAGCUCGACAUUGAGAUUCUCGAGGCAAACGAGCUCAUUCCAAGAACGAGUGAGCAGGCACGUCUUCUGGGUGUCGACUUCUUCUCGGUCUUCUCUCGUGGCUCUCAAUUCAAGGUCGAGUCCAUCAUGUUCCGCAUUGCCAAACCAGAGAACUUCAUGCUCGUAUCGCCAGAUAGAAAGCAGGUCGGGGGACAGAACGCCCUCGAGUGCCUACCGCUCGUCAUGGAGCCACAGAGCGCAUUCUACAACAGCCCGCUGCUGGUCCUUGACUUUCAGAGCCUGUAUCCCAGUGUGAUGAUUGCGUACAACUACUGCUACUCGACAUUUCUGGGGCGCAUCAACAACUGGAGAGGCACGAGCAAGAUGGGCUUCAGUGACUACAAGAGACAGCAAAUGCUGCUCACGUUGCUCAAAGAUCACAUCAACAUUGCACCGAACGGCAUGAUGUAUUGCAAGACCGAGGUGCGGAAGUCGCUCCUGGCCAAGAUGCUGACUGAGAUCUUGGAGACACGUGUCAUGGUGAAAAGCGGCAUGAAGCAGGACAAGGAGGACAGGACGCUGCAGCGCCUGCUCAACAAUAGGCAGUUGGCUCUGAAGCUGCUCGCCAACGUCACAUACGGCUAUACGUCUGCCUCGUUUUCCGGCCGAAUGCCAUGCUCGGAGAUUGCGGAUAGCAUUGUGCAGACAGCACGAGAGACGCUCGAGAGAUCGAUUGCGCUGAUCCACUCGGUCGAGAAAUGGAAAGCCGAGGUGGUGUACGGCGAUACUGACAGUCUGUUCAUCUACUUGCCAGGACGGACCAGGGACCAGGCUUUCGACAUUGGCAAUGACAUUGCCAAGACCAUCACGGACAUGAACCCUCGCCCCGUCAAGCUCAAGUUUGAAAAGGUCUAUCAUCCAUGCGUCCUGUUGGCAAAGAAGCGUUAUGUUGGCUACAAGUAUGAGAGCAGGGACCAGGUCAAGCCGGAGUUUGAUGCCAAGGGAAUUGAGACUGUGCGGAGAGACGGCACGCCCGCAGAACAAAAGAUUGAAGAGAAAGCCCUCAAGAUCCUGUUUGAAACGGCUGAUCUCAGCCAGGUCAAGGCAUACUUCCAGAAGCAGUGCUCAAAGAUCAUGCGCGGGGACGUGUCGGUACAGGACUUUUCGUUUGCAAAGGAGGUCAAGCUGGGUACCUACAGCGACCGGGGCCCGCCGCCGCCCGGCGCGUUGAUUAGCACCAAGAGGAUGCUCGAGGACGCGCGGGCGGAGCCGCAGUACGGCGAGCGCGUGCCCUAUGUUGUGGUGACGGGCGCGCCUGGCGCUCGGCUCAUCGACCGCUGCAUUGCGCCGGAAGAGCUGCUUGCCAACUCGCACCUCCAGCUGGACGCCGAGUACUACAUCUCGAAGAACCUGAUUCCACCGCUGGAGCGCAUUUUCAACCUGGUGGGAGCGAAUGUGCGCGGCUGGUACGACGAGAUGCCCAAGGUGCAGCGAAUCCGGCGGGUUGAGAACGCAGGGGGUCUAGUGGCUGCUGGGGGCAUGAGCGCCGGACAGGGAGCCCUGAUGGCUGUCAGGAAGACGCUGGAGAGCUACAUGAAGGCAGCGGCGUGCCUGGUGUGCAGCAGCAAGACGGAGAACGAGGGCAGCGUGUGCGACGAGUGCAAGCAGGACGCGCCGGGCAGCCUGGUGAGCCUGCAGACGCAGCUGAAGCGGGAGGAGGCACAGCUGCUCGAGGUGCACAAGCUGUGCCAGAGCUGCGCGGGGCUGGCGCCGCUGGACGAGGUGCCGUGCGACAGCAAGGACUGCCCCGUGUUCUACACGCGGAUGAAGCAGGGGUCGAGGUACCGGACGGAGAAGAGCGUGGUGGAGCCGGCGAUGCGGAUGCUGCUGGCAGAGAGCGUGAGGAUGGAAGAGCUCGAGUGGUGA
This is a messenger RNA of Microdochium trichocladiopsis, 5175 nucleotides long. RefSeq lists its product as uncharacterized. The coding region runs from base 1 to 5175 and encodes 1724 amino acids. The transcript is spliced from 2 exons. The record is from RefSeq and is a predicted model, not a curated record. Gene Ontology annotation, biological process: error-prone translesion synthesis; double-strand break repair via homologous recombination. Gene Ontology annotation, cellular component: zeta DNA polymerase complex; nucleus. Gene Ontology annotation, molecular function: DNA binding; DNA-directed DNA polymerase activity; nucleotide binding. Lineage: Eukaryota; Fungi; Ascomycota; Sordariomycetes; Xylariales; Microdochiaceae.